GCUGACAGUGAGCCGUGUGACACAGUCGGUCGGUGUUUGGGUUGGAGGAAGCUGCUCGGUGUUCUCCUCGCUGUCGGUCAUGGUUUCUCUGCUGUGCUGCGGGCCCAAGCUGGCCGCCUGCGGGAUCGUGCUGAGCGUGUGGGGGGUCAUCAUGCUGGUGCUGCUGGGAGUUUUCUUCAACGUUCACUCUGCCGUCCUGAUAGAAGACGUCCCGUUCACCGAAGCGGACCUCUUCGAAGAUUCCAACCCUCCCUCCAAGAUGUACGCGUUAUACGAGCAGGUGUCCUAUAACUGCUUCAUCGCCGCCGCCAUCUACGUCGUCCUCGGAGGCUUCUCCUUCUGCCAAGUCCGGCUCAACAAGAGGAAAGAGUACAUGGUGCGUUGAGGAACGUGAGCUGGACCCUUGCCUGAGGAACCAUCAGAACCCCCCCCCUCUCUACAGCAAGCCCAGCAUGCACAGGCAAGGGGCCGUAAAAGAGACAACCCUUCCCUACAACGAGACCA
Messenger RNA from Spea bombifrons (plains spadefoot toad), 504 nucleotides. It is a transcript of the gene RNASEK, whose product is annotated as ribonuclease K. Gene Ontology annotation, molecular function: RNA endonuclease activity. The coding region runs from base 80 to 385 and encodes 101 amino acids. The transcript is spliced from 3 exons. The record is from RefSeq and is a predicted model, not a curated record. NCBI's taxonomy places the organism in Eukaryota, Metazoa, Chordata, Amphibia, Anura, Pelobatidae.